CCUGCAUUCUCGUGCCCAGUUCCCCUCCUCCCCCCCCCUUUUAGCCCCUCUGUUUCGCCCGCCUCCUCCCUCCCUCUCCCCCCGGUCCCCUUCUUCCCCCCUCUCCCCACACCCACCCCACCAUGCUCCAGUCCCGUGUGUUCUCGGGCAGGACGCUGGCUCUCAGCAGCCUUCGCGGUGUCCUCCAGCGGCCCGCCGGCCUUGGCCGCGCGCCUGCCGCCUGCCUCUCGCGCUCACUUUCGCUGUUGGCCUCGCGGUCCAACGACGAGACGACCCGGGCCCGGCCGGCGCCUCUUCCCCGGCUAGCUGGCCUGACUGGCCUGUCGCCUGCCUCGCACCCGGCCUAUCGGUUCUACUCCUCGACUCCUACCCCUCCCACUCCUCCGCCGUCGGACCCCACCCCGAAGGACAACGAGAAGGACACCCCGGCUGCGGCGCCGGCCGACGCUUCGCCGGAUCCCUCGAAGCCCGCUGCCACGCCCCCGGAAGCCUCGAAGGAGGACGCCCCCGUUGGCAAGGGCCGUGUCCGGCCCGGGCGCGUGAGCGAGGAGAACAUCCAGAGUGAGCUGAACCGCUUCAUGGAAAAGUCUCGCACGGACUUCGAAAAGAUGGCCCAGGACCCGGUGGAUCAGCCCUUCUGGAAGUACCUGGCCGGUGCCCUUGUCGCGUACCUGCUCUAUCGCUAUGUGUCCAAGCAGUCGCGCUAUUUGAAGAGCGACUGGGCUCACAUCAAGGAGGAGUACCUGCGCAAGGGCCUUGUCGAGUCGAUGGACGUCGACGUCAAUGGCCAGGUUGUGGUGUAUCUGAAGCCGGAGGCCUUCUCGGAGCUGCCGCCGGCUGAAGUGGCCGAGCCUGCGGCCGAGGGCACCGAGGGCGACACCACCACCGCGAUCUCCGCCCCCCCGCCCGUCAUCAAGCGCGACCUUCCCUACUACCCCACCUUCUUCACGCCGGAUGUGGCCACCCUGGAGAAGCUCCUGGUUGAGGAACAGGAUGCCCUGGGUGUCCCUGUCGACCAGCGUGUCAAGAUUCUCUACAACCACAAGUCCCAGAGCACGGCCGGGCUCGUGUCGUUGCUGCCCUACGCUCUGCUGAUUGGUUUCUUCAUCUACCUCUCGCGGUCGAUGCCUGCUGGUGGCGGCUCGCGCUUUGGCAUGUCCAAGAACCUGUCCAAGGUGUAUAACGUCACUACCAAGACCAAGACUCGCUUCUCGGAUGUUGCCGGCUGUGACGAGGCCAAGACUGAGAUCAUGGAAAUUGUCCAGUUCCUCAAGCACCCCCACCAGUAUGCCAAGCUCGGUGCAAAGAUUCCCCGCGGUGCCAUUCUCAGUGGCCCCCCGGGUACGGGUAAGACGCUCCUGGCCCGUGCCACUGCUGGCGAGGCCGGUGUGCCCUUCCUCUCGAUUUCCGGGUCGGAGUUCAAUGAGAUGUUCGUCGGCCUGGGGUCGGCCCGCGUGCGCGAUCUCUUCGAGCAGGCCCGUAAGCUGGCUCCUUCGAUCAUCUUCAUUGAUGAGAUUGAUGCCAUUGGCAAGAGCCGCUCCAAGGGCGGCUACGGUGGCGGCAACAGCGAGCGUGAGAACACCCUCAACCAGCUGCUGGUGGAGAUGGACGGCUUCAACACCGACACCCAUGUGAUUGUCCUUGCCGGCACCAACAUCCCCGAGGCUCUGGAUGAUGCGCUCAAGCGCCCGGGGCGCUUUGACCGGCAGAUCACCAUUGACCACCCGGAUCUGGUGGGCCGGCGGGAUGUCUUCCGCGUACAUCUCAAGCCACUGAAGCUGGAGAACCCCGAGCCCGAGGCGGUGGAGGAGCUGGCCAAGCUCCUUGCCACCCUGACUCCCUCCUUCUCCGGUGCCGAUGUCGCCAACGUAUGCAAUGAGGCGGCCCUGAUUGCGGCUCGGCACCAGGCUACCUCGGUGUCGCGUGCUCACUUUGAGCAGGCCAUCGAGCGUGUCAUCGGUGGCCUGGAGCGCCGCACGCGCAUCCUCUCUCCGGAGGAGCGUCGCACGGUGGCCUACCACGAGGCGGGCCACGCCGUGGUUGGCUGGUUCCUGGAGCAUGCGGACCCCCUGCUGAAGGUGUCGAUCGUGCCGCGCGGCUCGGCGGCUCUCGGCUACGCGCAGUACCUUCCGCAGGAGCGCGCCAUCAUGACCACGGCCCAAUUCCGUGACCGGGUGUGUGUCCUGCUGGCUGGUCGCGCCGCCGAGGAGGUCUUCUUUGGUCGCAUCACCACCGGUGCGCUGGAUGAUCUCCAGCGUGUGACCAAGAUCGUGGUCAACCAGGUGGCCAGCCUGGGCAUGAGCGAUGUGGUCGGCCAUCUCAGCCUCAGCACUCAGGAUGGCUCCCCUGGUGCGAAGCCCUACUCCGAGAAGACUGCUGCCUCGAUUGAUGAGGAGGUCCGCCGUCUGGUCAAGGAGUCCUACGAGGAUACGCUGGCCCUGCUGCGCGAGCAGAAGGACAAUGUCGAGCGUGUGGCCGAGCGCCUGCUCGAGCGUGAGGUUCUCGGCAAGGAGGACAUGGUGGAGCUGCUCGGCAAGCGGCCCUUCCCCGAGGUGGUUGGCUUUGACGACUUCAUCAAGAGCGGCUCCCUGCCCCUGGAUCCCCUGACCCCCGUGGGAAGCACGCCCCCUGCCGAGACCGAGAUCCCGGCCCCGGCUGUGGAGAAGACCGACAAGCCUGCCGAGUAAUGAAGAAGGACUCUCCCCGGUGCUGUCCCCCAGUGUCAGAAAGACCCUCCUCCGGCAUAUCUCCUAGUCGGGGCUUCCUCCGGACCGAGGGUGUGUGUGUGUGUGUGCGCCCCGCGUGAAUACCUCCCAUAGACGUCCCGUGCACUCCCCCUACCCCACCCCAUCCCACCCCACCAGCCUCCUCAAACGGGCGGAAGGAGCGACCGCCGCGGUGCGCUCAGCCGGCGAUGCACGCCCCUGCCACCACUUCACCCCGGCACCGCCCCGCUGCCGCCCUGUCGCCGCCUCCUCCGCGCCUCCUCCCCCCCCCUUCUUUUUUCUUCCUCCUCUCCUCCUCCUUUCCCUUGCCUGUGCCAGCGAGACCCCUAGAUCGGCCAUGUAUAUACCUACCUUCCCCUCCCCAAAUAAGACCCUGUAC
This is a messenger RNA of Fonticula alba, 3105 nucleotides long. RefSeq names its product AFG3 family protein. The record is from RefSeq and is a predicted model, not a curated record. The transcript has 11 exons. Gene Ontology annotation, cellular component: m-AAA complex; membrane. The coding region runs from base 123 to 2687 and encodes 854 amino acids. Gene Ontology annotation, molecular function: ATP-dependent peptidase activity; metalloendopeptidase activity; ATP hydrolysis activity. NCBI's taxonomy places the organism in Eukaryota, Rotosphaerida, Fonticulaceae. Gene Ontology annotation, biological process: mitochondrial protein processing; protein-containing complex assembly.